GAAUUAAAAUCGAGGCGGCAGUCUUCGCUGGGACUCUGGAGCGACCACCUGGAAAGUCUGGAUAAUCCUGCGAGGCAAAACAAUCGAUCACGACUCAUUUACAUAACGAUUAGGCGAAUGCACGUCGCCUAUAGUGUGUCUAGUUCAGUGACGACUGUUUAGAAGUCUAACGAUUCAAGGACUCCCAGUGAUUGUCGCGAGCCUGAUCGACACGUUGCAGGAAAAUCGCGUCCUUUCAACAGGAUCCUUUGUAGGAACUAUUUGCAGCAGAAUGGUUAACAAGAAGAUGGUGUCUCUUCCGUACCCGUUCUCCUUAGAGGAAGAACUAAAGAAGAACCCCGAGAUCAAGAUGUCGGAUGUAGAGAUGCUGAGGGAAUGGUGCGAGAAGCAGCAACACUUGCCAAAGAUAACGGAUCAGCUUCUGGUCAUGUUCCUGCACAGCAAUUACUAUAGCAUGGAGGCUGCAAAGAACACGGCGGAGAAUUUCUUCACCAUCAGGUCCCACGUUCCUGAGUUCUUCUCGAUGAGGGACCCUUUGGGAUCGAAGGAGCUGCGCCAGGCCUUCAAUGUCGGAGCCGCCACUGAACUGCCCAGCUUGUCCAAGGAUGGCUACAAGAUACUGUUCGGAAAAUUGAUGGACCCCGACCCAUCGCACUAUUCCUUCGACGACCUCACCAAGUCGUUCUUCAUGAUGUCCGAUUUGGUUGGUCUGAAAACUGGAACCAUAGAUGGAUAUAUUUUUAUCGGGGACUCGACGGAUGUGUCGCUGGGUCACGUGGGUCGAAUGAGUCCCAUGGGAGUGAAGAAGCUAGUGAUGUACCUUCAGGAAGCGAUACCUGUUCGUUUGAAGGGAAUACAUUUCAUUAACACGCCGUCAGUGAUGGACCUGAUAAUGAACAUGGCGAAGCCAUUUAUGAAGAAGGAACUGUGGAGCAUGAUACACCUGCAUUCAUCGUUGAAAACGUUGGAGGAAUUCGUUUCCCUCGACGUGCUCCCAAACGAAGUAGGUGGAAAGGCUGGACCUAUAUUGAAGAUGCAGGAGGAUCAAGUAAAGGAGAUAGAUAGCAAACGGGAUUGGUUCAUCGAGGAAGAGAAAUUGAGCCGCGUGGACGAGUCUCUGCGUAUUGGAAAAAGCAAGACUGCCAGCGACCUUUUCGGGGUCGAGGGGACUUUCAAAAAGCUUGAGAUAGAUAGCGAAUAUGAAAGAGCCAGUGCAGUCCCAGCCGUCGACUCGAUCAUCACGAAAUCGUUUUCUUUUGUGUGCUUUAAUUUGUACAUAUACUUCGUUUUAGUUCCAAUCGGAGAAUUUACGUUCGACAUGGCUCCGAUCAAACCAAUAACGUACGAAGAGGAGUUGAAGAAGAAUCCAGAAUUGAAAGAAGAAGACAUGCAAGUGUUGAGAGACUGGUACAAGAAGCAGCCUCAUCUACCGAAGAUAACAGACGCGGAGUUGGCUCUGUUUUUCCAUAGCAAUUACUAUCGACUGGAACCCACAAAGGCAACCAUCGAUACGUAUUACACCGUGAAGACGCACGUACCUGAAUUUUUCUCGCAUAGGGAUCCCUUUGGACAGAAGGAGCUGAGGAAAGCCUUUCAGACAGUGACCGUCCAGGUUUUGGACAAAAAAACAGUCGAGGGUUACUCGAUUCUCUAUGGCACGCUAAUCGAUCGCGAUCCCUCCAAUUACGUCUACAACGAUGGAAUGAAAUACUUGAGCAUGGUCGUGGAUUUGUGGCUUACGAAGGAAGGCACGUCAGAGGGGCACAUAAUAUUAUUCGACAUGAAAAACGUCGUCUUUGGACACGCUGCUAGAUUGAGCCCCAUGGGACUGAAGAAGUAUCUCUUCUUCUUGCAAGAAGGUCUGCCAGUUCGCCUAAAAGGAUUUCACUUCAUGAACAUCACGCCUGUGAUGGACGUGAUACUCAACAUGAUGAAGCCAUUUAUGAAGAAGGAAUUGUUGGAUAUGCUCCACACGCAUACAAAUUUGGAGACUCUGUCGAAGUUCAUCCCCAUCGAUGCGCUGCCAAACGAAAUUGGGGGAAAAGCGGGAGCCACCAUGGAACUGCACGCAAAAGUUAUCAAAUUGUUGGAGGAUAAUCGCGAUUGGUUCGUGGAAGAAGAACGAACGAAACGAGUCAACGAGUCAUUGAGACCUGGUAAAGGGAAGUCGAUAACCGAUCUCUUUGGAGUCGAAGGAAGUUUCAAGAAACUCGAAAUUGAUUAGGUGGCUGUUGGAUUGGAAAGGCUUAUGUGGUGUACAGCAUGUGAAUUAUAUAAAGUUCAUUUAACAUUUAACUUUAUUUCUAUUCUGGUAAUUUAAUAUUCUUGUCAAAGGAAAGUGACAAACAGUGUAAUAAAAGGAGUAUAA
Messenger RNA from Hylaeus volcanicus, 2368 nucleotides. RefSeq lists its product as uncharacterized. Lineage: Eukaryota; Metazoa; Arthropoda; Insecta; Hymenoptera; Colletidae. The record is from RefSeq and is a predicted model, not a curated record. Gene Ontology annotation, molecular function: phosphatidylinositol bisphosphate binding. The transcript is spliced from 8 exons. Gene Ontology annotation, cellular component: membrane. The coding region runs from base 272 to 2224 and encodes 650 amino acids.